AUGACAGGAGAGCCUCCGUUAGAACAACAACAACGUGCUGUUGUUGAACUGUAUGUACGUUCGAAAUGGAUUAAAGCGAGCUUAGCCCUCGAAGAUGAGAAUCUGUUUAUUGAAUAUGCACAUAACAAGCAAGAUCAAGCGAUAUCGAAUGACUCGCCGAAGCAAGUGCCAAAUACGAAUGAUGAACCAAUUCAGAAUAAUGGUUCAACAUCAAACUCAACGCCAGAUACAAUCACGAGCCAGAAACGAAUUGUCAAAAUCUCCAAGCCAGAUAACACUGGACUGGGAAUCAGUAUUAAAGGCGGAAGAGAAAAUCGCAUGCCGAUUUUAAUCAGUAAAAUCUUUCCCAAUAUGCCCGCUGAUCAAACUGGCCAAUUAUAUGUUGGUGAUGCUAUUCUUUCUGUCAAUGGAAAAGAUUUACAACAUGUUUCGCAUGAAGAAGCAGUACAAAUAUUGAAAAAAGCUGGACGAGAAGUAGAACUCGAAGUUCAUGUUCAAUCGAAGAGAAAUAAAUCAGUUUUGUACGUCCAUUGGAUCGACAUGCAAGAGAAACAAAUUCGAUAUCUACGCGAAGUGAAUGUCUUAAUGCAAAAACAAGGUUCGACUUAUUCUCGUAAGCAAAAUCAACAAUCUCAGGAUAAUUUAAUUGAAUCCAAUCUUUCAUCGUCGAGCUCGAAGAAGAAUCUUGCUAAUAAUUCCCCACCUUCAUCAAAUGAUUCAAUACUUUAUGAAACAAAACGCAUAUCACUUCGUUUGUGUUAUAUUUUUCGUCGUUCAUCAGUAACAAACGAUGUUCUUGUUCUCUCAACGGGAACAACAUCGAACCCAUUAGUAACAGGCUCAUCAUCCGUAUCGAAUGGUUCUAUAUUAGAUAUUGUCUUACCCUAUGCUCAAACAUGUUACAGUGUACGAUUUGCUGAUGAUAUGCACGCGAGAAAAUGGUUUCAAAUCAUUCAUUCAAAAAUUUCUCGCUGCUUACUGGAAAUUUUGCCCGAAAUCGAAGAACAUUUUUGUGUUGCACGAAAUGCAACUGAAGUCAAAGCGUUAGGUUGGCUAACGGAGCAAGUCAACAACGAAGAGCCGAAAUCUUGGAAGCCUGUUUUUCUUGUUCUGACCGAUGCAGAAAUUUGUUUUCUUUGUUGUGCACCUGUCUCAAAACAAACCUGUCGUGAACCAGAUAUUGUUUAUUCAAUUCUUUCGACAAGACUCAUACAAGCAACACGUGAUUCAACAAAUGAUACUGAUAGUUCAUUGUUAUCUUUACGUGUUGGGACAAAAUUUGGUGUUGUGUCACAUACGUUUCGAGUUGAAACUAAAACAGAUCUUAACUAUUGGACUAAAGCAAUCAGUCAAUGCUUACAAAGUGCUGUUGUACGAACCAAAGAAGUUGUCUUUCCUUGUAAAUGGAAUAAUCGAACAUGUAAAUUAUUUCUACAUUAUGAACAUGGAUUCACUCUAUAUAGCGAUCCAAGUGAUUCAGUUACGAGUGGUAGUACUACCCCUAGUAUUGGCAAUGUUCGUUUGCUGUGGCAACAACCGUUUGAAAAACUUCGCUCAUCCGCUGAUGAUAAUGAACAUUUAUUAACGUUGGAUUUUCAUGGUGAAGAAGGCGUUGUCGAAUUAGAUUUUGGAACAUCCCCGAAACCAUUCGUCUUCCAUUUACAUGCGUUUCUGUCAGCAAAAGCAGCACGAAUUGGUCUUAUUGCUUGA
This is a messenger RNA of Adineta ricciae, 1710 nucleotides long. The record is from the annotation of a GenBank genome assembly. Lineage: Eukaryota; Metazoa; Rotifera; Eurotatoria; Adinetida; Adinetidae.